Molecule: messenger RNA, 302 nt
Organism: Notothenia coriiceps (black rockcod)
Lineage: Eukaryota; Metazoa; Chordata; Actinopteri; Perciformes; Nototheniidae
Product: integrin beta-4-like
Exons: 2
Coding region: 12-302 (96 amino acids)
Biological process (GO): cell migration; integrin-mediated signaling pathway; cell adhesion mediated by integrin
Cellular component (GO): cell surface; focal adhesion; integrin complex
Molecular function (GO): integrin binding
Source: RefSeq, a predicted model, not a curated record
AGAAGAUCAACAUGGCGCUCUCUCAGUCUCAGGUCUCUCCUCAGAUGAUGACCAUGAGCUUUCUUCCCGGAGAGGAGAAGACGGUGGACGUGGAGGUGUUCGCUCCGACGAAAGGUCCUCUGGAUCUCUACAUCCUCAUGGACUUCUCCAACUCCAUGGCGGACGAUUUGAACAGCUUGAAGAGCAUGGGCGAAGAGCUGGCUAAGUCGGUUCAUACUCUGUCGGAUAACUUCACCAUUGGGUUUGGGAAGUUUGUGGACAAAGUGAUCGAGCCGCAGACGGACAUGAGGCCUGAGAAGUAA